Molecule: messenger RNA, 642 nt
Organism: Fusarium sp. VM40
Lineage: Eukaryota; Fungi; Ascomycota; Sordariomycetes; Hypocreales; Nectriaceae
Source: the annotation of a GenBank genome assembly
AUGACGCUCUACUACACUCUCGUCUUUCUGCUUCUCGUCUUCGAGAUGGCGCUUUUCGUGCUCCUGAUCUUCCCCACGCCCUUCAACGUGAAGCGCAAGAUCUUCACCUUUAUCUCCGAGAACCCCGUCGUUGCGAAGAUUCAGUAUUGGAUGAAGAUUACCUUCAUCUUUAUCCUGAUUCUUUUCAUUGAUAGCGUGAACCGUGUCUACCGCGUCCAGGUCGAGCUCGCCGCCGCUUCCGAACAGGCCAAGCAGGGAGGAGGUGCCGCCGUCAUGGGCCACGAACGUCUCGAAGUCCAAGCUCGCAAGUUCUACUCCCAACGCAACAUGUACCUCUGCGGUUUCACCCUCUUCCUGUCACUCAUCCUUAACCGCACAUACGUUAUGAUCCUCGAGGUGAUGCGUCUCGAGGACCAGGUCCGCGCUUACGAGGGUACCAAGACCAACACUAAGGAGGCUGAAAAGCUCGCCGUCGCUGGCAAGCCCGGUGAGGUUGCCCGUCUUCGAAAGGAGCUUGAGCAGAAGGACCAGGACCUCAAGACCCUCAAGAAGCAGAGUGAGCAGCUCCACAAGAGUUACGAUGAGCUCAGCGACAAGUACGCUGCUACCCAGCAGACCGGCGAGGGUAGAAAGGGUAUCUAA